CAAAAUGCAAUGUGCUGUCUGGAGAAAAAGUGGAAGAAGCUGAACAACCCAGUGAUGUAGAAGAAGGAGGAUUAGAUCUCAGUGUGUCACUCAAACCUGUCAGUUUCUACAUCGCAGACAAAAAAGAAAUGCUUCAACAGUGUUUCUGUGUCAUAGGGGAGAAAAAACUACAGAAGAUGCUGCCUGAUAUUUUGAAGAAUUGUUCCAUGGACGAAAUCAAAAGGCUUUGCUUGGAGCAGUUGGAGCUGUUAUCUGAAAAAAAACUGUUGAAGAUACUUGAAGGCAAGAUUGGAGCUGAUUCUGAUACUGACGAGGAGACAGAUGGAGGAGGCAAGACUGGAGGUGAAUCAGUCAGUCAACAGGACAACAGUAUAGACUCCACUUCUUCCCUCAGAGAAGACAACAAACUGGAAGGUCAGGAAUCAAAACAAGGCAAGGGAGAAGAUAGUGAUGUCCUCAGCAUAAAUGCAGAUGCAUAUGACAGUGACAUUGAAGGCCCAUGCAAUGAAGAAGAUGGCCCGGAUGUGCAAGAAAACAGUGUCAGAAGUGGAGCUGGUCAGAUAGAUGACCUUCAGAAGGACAUUGAGAAAAGCGUGAAUGAGAUACUGGGGUUGGCAGAGGCCAGCCCGAAGGAGCCCAAAGCAGCAACCUUAGCCGUUCCUCCAUCAGAAGAUGUUCAGCCAUCGGCACAGCAGCUGGAGCUGCUGGAGCUUGAGAUGAGGGCUAGAGCUAUUAAGGCUCUAAUGAAAGCUGGCGAUGUAAAAAAACAGCCCUGAGAUUGUUUAAAUGUAAUUUUCAGUAUUUGUUU
Messenger RNA from Leptosomus discolor (cuckoo roller), 808 nucleotides. The record is from RefSeq and is a predicted model, not a curated record. Lineage: Eukaryota; Metazoa; Chordata; Aves; Leptosomiformes; Leptosomidae.